Molecule: messenger RNA, 4192 nt
Organism: Schistosoma turkestanicum
Lineage: Eukaryota; Metazoa; Platyhelminthes; Trematoda; Strigeidida; Schistosomatidae
Source: the annotation of a GenBank genome assembly
AUGGCUACUGUUCUCCCUAAGUUUUCUGAUCUGUACAGCUUGAAAGAAGAAGUAGGGCGUGGAGCAUUCUCAGUAGUUCGAAAAUGCAUUCAGCUCUCAACAGGUCUAGAAUUUGCCGCAAAGAUCAUAAAUACAAAGCGUCUGUCAACUCGAGAUAUGCAGAAGUUGGAACGCGAAGCCAGGAUAUGCAGGCUUCUAAAGCACCCUAAUAUAGUUCGCCUGUACGAUGACAUUCAGGACGAAGGGUUUCACUACCUCGUAUUUGAUCUAGUAACUGGCGGUGAACUCUUCGAGGACAUAGUUGCUCGGGAAUUCUACAGUGAAGCCGAUGCUAGCAACUGUAUGCAGCAAAUCAUUGAAAGUGUCAAUUACUGUCAUCAGAAUAAUAUUGUACAUCGAGAUUUAAAGCCAGAAAAUUUGUUACUUGCUAGUAAAUGUAAAGGGGCUGCAGUGAAACUAGCGGAUUUCGGUCUGGCGAUAGAAGUUCAGGGUGAUCAACCAGCCUGGUUUGGUUUUGCUGGCACUCCUGGUUAUCUUUCUCCAGAAGUAUUGCGUAAAGAACCAUAUGGCAAAGCGGUAGACGUUUGGGCUUGUGGUGUUAUACUUUACAUUCUUCUUGUUGGAUACCCUCCAUUUUGGGAUGAAGACCAAAACCGAUUGUACAGUCAAAUCAAAUCUGGGGCAUUUGAUUAUCCUUCGCCAGAAUGGGAUACAGUUACUCCUGAAGCCAAGAAUUUAAUCAACCAAAUGCUAACAGUCAGUCCUGCAAGGCGAAUCACAGCUGCAGAAGCUCUCAAGCAUCCAUGGAUUUGUCAACGAGAACGUGUUGCUUCCUUGGUUCAUCGUCAGGAGACAGUGGAGUGCUUAAAGAAAUUCAAUGCAAGACGUAAACUAAAGGGUGCUAUACUUACGACUAUGCUGGCCACACGUAAUUUUUCUAUGAAAAAGGAUGAUAGUUCUGGUCGGGGUACCGUUCCAGGAGGUCAUACUUCUGUGGUUAAGAAAUCUAACGACGGUAUCAAGGAACCAUCUGACAGCACCACUGUAGUAAUGGAAGACUCGGCUGACAUAAAAAAAUUAUUGGCUUGUAGUACCAUUGUCAAAGCAGAGAGCUCUGUUGAAAGCAAGAAACAGGACAUCAUUAGGGCAACAGAACAAUUACUAGCUGCUGCAGCAGCUGGCGACUUUGAACUCUACCUUAAAUUUUUAGAUUCUCAGUUUACUUAUUUCGGUCCAGAAGCAUGCGGAAAUUUACUUGAAGGAGCAGAUUUCCACAAGUUCUACUUUGAACAAAUCAUUCCGAAAUCAGUGGUUCGUGCCAUUCACACGAGUAUACUCAACCCGACUGUACAUUUAAUGGGUGAAGAUGCAGCUUGUAUUGCCUACACAAGACUCACUCAGUUCCUUGAUAAAUGUGGUAUGCCCCAUACACAACAAACAGAAGAAACUCGUGUUUGGGUAAGACGUAAUGAUCGUGGCUGGCAGAAUGUACAUGUACAUCGUUCGUGUUUAUCAUCAGGUUCAGGUGGUGGCGGUUUCUCUAAUAUUAGUACAACUGGAUCAGCUAGCUUCAAUUAUCCACUUUAAAGUCAAAAAUAAUAUUGCUCAGAUCAUAGGGAGAUAUUAUGACAAGAAAGUAUGUAUGUGUAUACAUAUAAUAUCGUAAAUUUCUUGCUUUAAUACUGAAUCAAUUCCAUCUGUCUUUUUUGCGUUUUUUUUUCCUUUCGUAAAAUUUUAACACAAUUUAUCAAAUUAAUGAAAACCAGGUUUAUCGGCAUAAAAAUGUAAACCUAUUCUUUUUUUUCUUUCGUCUGUACCAAACUCUGCUCAUACUGUUGAUAUGCACACUAGUUCUCCAGUUCCUUUCUUUUUUUUAAAUACGAUAUGUGGUCACUUAGUCUGUUAAAUGUUCACUUAUUUGAUGGUUGAUUUGUAUGUGCAAUCGGAUUCUUGCUUCGUAUCCUCGUUAAUCUACCUAUUUAGUCACAUUGAUUUAUCAUACUCAUAAGUGUGGGAUUAAACACCUGACAUUCCACUUUACUCAUUUGUUCUUAGUUGGUAAUCAAGUAGUAAGUGAUUUCAUUCUCUUAAUUACUGAUUUGCCGAGAAUACUCACAAAAUAAAAAUAUUACAUUGUUUCUCUGUAAGGAAUUCAGAUUGCUGCACCACUUCAUGUGAUGAUUGUCGGAAUCACUGUACUCUAACAUCGGCUUACAUUAAUACCACCACCUAAUUUAUGACUACUUGUCUAAUCAGACUAUAAUAUCUGCUUUUUACUCACUGUUAAACAGGAAAAAUGCGAUGUCCAUGCUACAUUUAGUGCGCAUUUUGCAUCUUUUGAUAAUAUCGACACUCGUCCUCUUUUCACUGUAACACUUAUGUGUAUCUCAGUUCACUUGAUUGAUAUCUAGUUUGUUUUUUUUGUUUUUUAAUUUACUGAGUAUUCCUUCUCGACUCCGUAUCAUGGUCUCUCAUUGAUCAUGACUUUUUUUCCAAAAGCAUAAAAUCCUAUUCACAUUUUACACACAUUGCACACUUUUACACCACCAUCUGUAAUCGACUGUGAUGCUUUUUUCUUGUAUCCUUCUGUAUUUGUUUUCCUUUAUUACUUCAUUUUUAAAUCUUUGCGCUUAUGUUCAAUAAAACUGGUGUGACAUUGUUGUAAUGUUGUAAUUUAUUCGUGAUUCCUUUUUACGUCGAAUCGCAUAUAUAUAUUUUGUUUCUCUACAAUCUUUGUUUUAUGAUGCUUUAUUUCAGUCUCAUUGUUGUUACAUAAUUAUGCUUUCCAAACAAGCAUGCAUGUCUUUCACUGCUUCAUAUUUAUUGGAUAUUUAAUAAUAUUUAUCAUUGUUUCGUCCGGAUAACAUUCUAAUCUUUUCUUCUGUGUACAAUCGUUUGUCAAGCCUAAUUUUUUUUUCAUUAAUGUUGUGGUCUUGUGGAUGAAUAAUUUAUUUCGUAUUCGUAUAUCUUGUUCCUGUUGUUUGUCUCUUUAGAUUCCCCCCCCCCAAAAAAAUACACAUUUUAUUUGUACUUGUCAUAGUGAGUAUCCUAUUUUAUCCUUCCCCAUUACAAAAAAAGUAACUAACUACUUAUAUUUAUUUCAACAGAAAUCAAUGAUAAUAUUUACAAUUUUUGUCGUUCGAAUAUUCAUGAGCUGUGCCCUCCUGAAACUUUGUCCACCAAAAUUACGUGUGUAUACAAGUGUUCAUCAGCUCUGGGCAAAAAAAGAGACAGUAAUGUGAAUUUAACUUUCCUAGUCAAAUUUGUCAACAUCUUUUUUCAUUUGGGGGUGCUAACACUUUUUCAACAUAUAUAAUUUCUGUUUUGUUUUUUAUUUUAAUGACUACAUUCAGUUUUUACUACUGUAUGCUUCCAGUAAACUAAAGCAACAUAAUUCAAUACAUCUGUUGUUGUUUUUUUUUUUAAAAAAACCUUUAUAUGAAUUCUCUUUAUUUUAAGAAAAUGUUCUUUUAUUCCAAAAACCAGUUGCACAGUUUCUAUAUUAUGGAAACAUUGCUUUUCCUAAUUACAAGCAUGUUUUGUGUUUAUAUUAAACUUAUGUGUAAUUAAAAAUCAAUCAGUAAGCUGAAUGCAAUGCUUUACAUUGGACUAUUAUCACUAUAUUAUUGGUAAAUCCUCUUCCUGGUACACUAUUUUAAUCAAUUAAUAUAAUCUACUUCAUAGGCGCCCAUUUAAAUGCAAGUCUGUUUUUCUCUGAUACUAGUUAACACUGAACUGUUGGUUGGUUUCUUCACUGAUUCGUCGACAAGAAUAUACAAUGUUUGUAGUUUGAAGUCUUUUCUCGGUGAUGCCAUGCCUAUCUGUCACAUUUGUUUGUUUGCUUCUCUCACUAGUUAUCUGUUGUUCCCUUGUUGUUAUUUUAUGUUUCCUACAAAAAAAGGUCAAAACAGGUUUACACUAAUGAGUCUUUUUUAUGUUUCUUGUAUUUUCUGUUGUUAAGUAUUAUUUGAUUAGGAAGAUUGACCAUGACUGGAAGUACCAUAUUUAUAUAUUUCUGUCCAACAACUUAUCUGGAACCUCGUAUUUGUUUUGGUUGUUUUCUCGUUAUUUAUUAUCGUUUAUUCCUCAAUUUGUUCAUCUCAUUUAUUUUGCUCACACAUACACACACACACCUUCCCAGCUUACAUGUGUACUAGCUGGUAAAAAAAACCAGAAAUAUAAAAUUACUCUU